AUGAUCAAUGUUUCUACAACAACCGACGGUAACACAGACUGCUACACGGUUUGCUAUUCAGAAACAGCGGAAAAUACGAUCAGUAUUUUCACUACAGCACAAACCGAUUCUACAUCAACUAGCACAACAACAACCACCUCCUCAACAACAAUCACUACUGAGUCAACAACAACCACUACGGGGCCAACAACGACCACUCCUGAGUCAACAACAACCACUACUGAGACAACAACAACCACUACGGCGCCAACAGCAACUACUACUGCGCUAACAACAACCAUGACUGUGACAACAACAACCACUACUACACCGACAACAACUACUACGGCGCCAGCAACAACCACGACUGAGCCAAUAACAACAACUCUUGAGUCAACAACAGUCACUGCUGAUCUAACAACUACCACUGCUCAGCCAACAACAACCACUGCAGAUUGUUAUACUGUUUGUUUUUCUACAACAACGGCUAGAGUUCCUACCGCUACUACUACAUUUACUGAUAAUUGUAACGAUUCCAUCGAAAUAUUACAAGGCGAUACGUGCAUUUCGAAAAACAUUCUGCAGAUAUCUGCUGUGAAUACUUUACGUAACGCAACCGCCAAUGCAAACACAACAGCUGAUGCGCUCUCCUUGUAUUUCAAUUCCAUUGCGAGCCCUAGUGCAUUGUCAGAUUCUCAAUAUGUUUUGUCUCCUUAUGAUAUUGACAGCUAUGUUGAUAGACUGAAAAAUGUAACUUUGAUGCGAAAUACUAAGGCAUCAUUUAUCCUAGCUCAAGAUAUCAGUCAAUUUGCUAACAUACAGAGAGUUGGUGCUACAUUUACCCGUGGCAUUGGUGGCGCAGGUGUUGGCAUUCCAAAUGGGAUUGAUACUUUCAGUUCCACUGCAACAGUUGCAGCUUUGCUUGAAUCGAAAUCAUUAUCAGAUGUGAAAUCGUUUAGUAUGUUAAUAAUUGAUAGCCCUAACACAUACAGGAAUAUUGAUAAUUCUACCAAGCGAAAUCUGGUAUCAUCAGUUAUUGUUGCGGCAGUGCAAAGAGAUAUUACUUCAUCAAACGCAAUUAAUAUUUCUCUAUACUUUCAAGUCCUACCGGAAUAUAAACCCUCAGGUUUUCCUGAGUACUUUUGCUCAUUUUACGACACAACCUAUCAAAAAUGGA
Messenger RNA from Rotaria socialis, 1156 nucleotides. The record is from the annotation of a GenBank genome assembly. NCBI's taxonomy places the organism in Eukaryota, Metazoa, Rotifera, Eurotatoria, Philodinida, Philodinidae.